Messenger RNA from Saccoglossus kowalevskii, 1020 nucleotides. RefSeq names its product galanin receptor 2b-like. Gene Ontology annotation, biological process: G protein-coupled receptor signaling pathway. The record is from RefSeq and is a predicted model, not a curated record. Gene Ontology annotation, molecular function: neuropeptide Y receptor activity. NCBI's taxonomy places the organism in Eukaryota, Metazoa, Hemichordata, Enteropneusta, Harrimaniidae. Gene Ontology annotation, cellular component: membrane.
AUGAACAACAGCACAAACAUCACAUUUGAAGAGAGUGACUCCUCUUUUGGAAAUGCGGCCUUAACUGAGAUUAUACUUGACACAUUUUAUGGAAUCAUCGGUGUCACGGGCGUUUUGGGCAACUUUCUCGUGAUCCUUGUUAUUAUCAAAGUUAAAAGCCUGAGAUCUAUCACCAAUAUGUUCAUUGCACACCAAUCAAUUAUUGACAUGAUGACGUCAUUAAUUUUGCUGAUACUUAACUUGGGACCUGUGAUUAUAGCACCCCCUGGACCGUGGGGGACGUUUCUCUGUAUGUUCUGGAUCUCACGUUAUUUGAUGUGGGCUCUUAUAACUGUGUCGACUCUCAAUUUGGUUGGGCUGACGCUAGAGCGGUAUUACGCAAUCGUCUACCCUAUCAGUCACCAUACCAAAUUCAAUACAGAUAAGGUAAAGAUAGUAUUCGCCAUUGAAUGGAUUCUUGGUUUUCUUGUUGAAGGUUACUGGGCUUUAAUACAAGUCAAUAUUGGUGGAUACUGCAUCCCGAUAUGGCCGAACGUAUUCCUGCAACGUUUCUGUGGAACAAUGGUGUUCGCCUUUCAGUUCUUCAUACCGAUUGUUGUGAUGGCAAUGGCGUACAUCCGCAUCAACCUUUCCUUGGCGAGUCAAGCACGCAGUGGAGAUACAGCGUUGCAGCGAUCCCGACGCAAUGUUAUCAAAACGCUGGUAAUCGUUGUCAUUGCUUACACAAUCUGCUGGACACCAAACGCUUUCGCUUUUUACCAGUACAACCUUGGUGGAUAUCUCGAUUUUAACUCACCAUUCACUCACUAUACUACCAUCUCGGCAUUUCUCAACAUGUGUAUUAACCCAGUCAUAUAUGCUCUUAAGUACGACAACUUCAAAAAGGGUCUGAGGAAAAUCUUUUGUGGUAAAGAAACACAGAUCACUCCAAUUGACUUGCCGCUCACGAACUCUACUGCAGCGUCUACUGUUCAAACUACCCAGUCCCCGUCAUUACAAGUACCAACUCCUGUGCAUUAA